AUGUCAUCAUCAUUGGAUAUAGCUUCCACCUACACUCUCCCAGCCGGGAACAAUAUCCCUGUACUCCAAUUGGGCGUGUACAAGUCCCCAGCAGACGUUACGCACAGGAGUGUUCAGUCAGCCAUCCAACUCGGUUACAGAGGCGUGGACACAGCGCAGUACUAUGCAAAUGAGUCUGAAGCCGGUUCUGCCAUUAGAGAAUCAGGCAAAAACAUAUUCAUCACGUCGAAAAUCAUGGAUUCAGCUGGCGAUGUUGAUGCCAAUUACGCCAAAUGCCUCGAGUCCGUAAACAAGAUCAACGUCGGCGCUGUGGAUCUCUUUCUCAUCCACUCCCCACGCUACCCCAACGGCGCACAAGACCGCAAGGCUGUGUGGUUGGCGUUGGAGCGAUUGGCCAAGGAGGGACGCGUCAAAGCGAUUGGCGUAUCAAAUUACGGCGUCAAGCAUCUUAAAGAGCUAGAGGAGUAUGCAUCCCUUCCAAUCAGCGUCAACCAGAUUGAGCUCCAUCCAUGGAAUCAAAUGAACGAUAUCGUCACCUACUGCAAGCAAAAGGGGAUAGUCGUUGAGGCUUACUGCCCUCUCGUGCGCGGCAGGAAGGCUGACGAUGCGCAUCUUGUGAAGAUCGCUGAGCAGACUGGCAAAUCUUGGGCUCAGGUGUUGGUGAGAUGGUCACUUCAGAGAGGAUUCGUUGUGCUGCCAAAGUCAGACAACGCAGAUCGCCAGAAGCUCAACGCUGACGUCUUUGAUUUCGAGUUGAGUGAUGAUCAAAUGACGCUGCUUAAUGGUUUAGAUGCGGGUGAACACAUUGCGCCAUGUCCAAUUGAUUGUGAUUAA
Wallemia ichthyophaga EXF-994 is the source of this 834-nucleotide messenger RNA. RefSeq lists its product as uncharacterized. Gene Ontology annotation, molecular function: oxidoreductase activity. The transcript is spliced from 2 exons. The record is from RefSeq and is a predicted model, not a curated record. Lineage: Eukaryota; Fungi; Basidiomycota; Wallemiomycetes; Wallemiales; Wallemiaceae. The coding region runs from base 1 to 834 and encodes 277 amino acids.